Acanthopagrus latus (yellowfin seabream) is the source of this 3300-nucleotide messenger RNA. RefSeq names its product diphthamide biosynthesis 7 (gene dph7). NCBI's taxonomy places the organism in Eukaryota, Metazoa, Chordata, Actinopteri, Spariformes, Sparidae. The transcript has 11 exons. Bases 352 to 1680 code for a protein of 442 amino acids. Gene Ontology annotation, molecular function: protein binding. The record is from RefSeq and is a predicted model, not a curated record.
AUCGACGUGACGUCAUGACGUCAUGAAGGGUCCGGUUCAUGACCUGCUCUUGCUCGACUGUGGUUUUCGUCUUCUUCCUGACACCCUCAAACUUGUCCAAAUGAAUAAAAACAAAAACAGUGAGAAUAAGAGUCAGCAUCCAUAUUUACAGUGUCCAUAAGAGCCCGUCACAGGCUGGUGAUUUGACCGGGCUUUGCACUACCCUCCAGUCACCUGCAACUUUGCAGCUUUGCAGUGAUUCCUGAAUGCAUCCUUACGCCAAGCGCCGACGUAACGACGCGUACGUCGUUGAGUCUAGGCAGGCUCACAUCUUUUGCACCGACACAGAAACGUUAUGCAGAGCAGGCGGUCAUGGCUUGGAAGUCGAGGACCCGCAAUCUACAGGUGUUUGACACGGAGCUGAGCGCUGACACGGUGGAGUGGUGUCCUGUUUCUUCGAGCAGUGGCAUCUUGGCCUGCGGGACGUAUCAGCUACAGAAAGGGGCAGGAGAGGAAGAUGCCACUCCAAGCAGGACGGGUCGUUUGUACCUGUUUGAAUUUCAGCGAGAGACACCAAUGAGCCCUCCUCUUACUGAACUUCAGCGCAUGGACACAGCGGCCAUUUUAGAUUUGAAAUGGUGCCAUGUGCAGCUGUCAGGAAAGACAGUGCUGGGAAUGGCAGCUGCCAGCGGAGAGCUGCAGCUGUACGUACUGUCAGACAGUCAGGAAGGCAGCUGCAGUCUCCAGACCCUGAGCAGUUUGGAGGUGGGAACAGAGCGUCUGGCUCUCUCAUUAGAUUGGUCCACUGGAAGAAUGGACAGCAACGACGUGCGGGUGGUGUGCAGUGACUCUGCAGGCUGCAUUAGUGUGCUCUCCUUGGCUGAAGGUGCGCUGAUGUCUCUGUCACAAUGGAAGGCCCAUGACUUUGAGGCCUGGAUCGCAGCUUUUUCCUACUGGGACACACAGCUGGUUUAUUCUGGUGGUGAUGAUUGCAAACUUAAAGGCUGGGAUCUCAGGGUUGGUCCCUCCUGCCCCACUUUCAUCAGUAAACGGCACUCAAUGGGUGUGUGCAGCAUCCACAGCAACCCACAUCAGGAACACAUCCUGGCUACAGGCAGCUAUGAUGAGCAGGUUUUGCUGUGGGAUUCACGGAAUAUGAGGCAGCCUCUCAGUGAAAGUCCCAUGGGUGGUGGAGUGUGGAGGUUGAAGUGGCAUCCUACCCAUCAACACCUGCUGCUGGCAGCCUGCAUGCACAAUGACUUCCAUAUCCUUAACUGCCAGCCUGCACUUGAUGGAAGUAGAGGGGCAUGUCCUAUUGUAGCCUCCUAUAUCCUCCACAACUCCCUGGCCUAUGGAGCAGACUGGUCCAGACUGUCCCUGGAAGAACCUGUUCCUUGCUCCCCCCCUGCUGUGGAACCGAAGGAAAGCCUCACAGAGAGCGGAGGACACUUGAGGAUUCAAUAUGAAUCUCCCACUGCAAGCUUUGACACUUCCCUGGAAGAUGAUGCAGGACGAUACAUCCCAGAGGGCAUUACAGCGCCCUCCACCAUCCCUAGUGCAGGCCCUGCCCACAUUUCUAAUGAGGAUACCCCUUCACUGUCUAGUCUGCUGGCAAGCUGCUCAUUCUAUGACCACACGCUCCAUGUGUGGCGCUGGGACUGGGCUCCAGAUGAGGCUCAACAGAAAUUGGGGCAGCUUUGACCAGAGUUGAGCACUGGCUGCAUUGACACUUGAUAGAAAUAUCUUCUGUCAAAUUAUAACCUGUACUGAAGUAAAGCAGAGUGUAUGAUAUGCUCUUAUUCCAUUCACUGACUUCAAUUUUAAGUUCCCACACUUUUAAAAAAAAAUUAUCACAAAAUAUGCAAUGAGGAAAACACUAUUUUCAUAACAACAGAUUUUUAUAAUCUUGAAUUUAAAUUGUGGAUAGUCCUUAAACAAUAUACAGUACAAAGAUCAAUCCAACCAUCCACAUAGUUUUUUUUAACACAUAUUUUAUUGGCAUUUUUCAAAACGCAUUACAAGAAAGAAAACAAAAAGACAGAAUGUACAUUCGACAUAAAACAGGAACAGGCAGUUGCACAAAAUAAAAGGCAAAUUACGUGUCACUGUGAUGCGCUAUGAGGACAAGGGCAUACUCAGGGUAAUUGAUAAACCCGACUUCAUUCAUAUUGGGGAUACACUGGGGAGGGACGGGGGGAUAGCUUAGCUGUGAUAUACUUGAUAAAUGGUUCCCACAUUCAAUUAGAUUUAUCACCCACAUACUUUUUAAAUGUGUUUUGUGAUGGUGGUUAGGAAAAUUGUUAAGUUGGGCACCUAUUUUGACUCAUAAUUUACUGUAAGUACCUUUGCAGUAUGUGUGAUAAUGUCUGGUGAAAUUAAUUGAUACUCAAUGGGAAAUUCUCCUUAUUUGCACCAACUGUUGGUGACAUUUUGGCAGGGUUGAUGCUUAAUAACUUGUGACUGGUGUUAAGGCUUCUCUAGAUACACUCUGUUUCACAUUUGUAAAAUGUUUUUGUCUUUGUGCAAAUAUGCCCCUAGUCAAUCCUUGACAGAAACCAUGUCAGGCUGAACACAGCUGAUCAAUCCAGGCAGUAAGUCAGACAUAGGAACACCAUAGAGAAUCUGAUCAGUCCUCAAAAUAAAAUCACCCUGUGCAGACUCCCACUCAUAAAAGUCAGACAAAAGGAAUCAGUUUAUCUAUACAAUCCAUUUACCCAUGGUGGAAGCACAGAAAACAUUCUGCUUCUGAAAAGCUCCUGGUGGGGUACGAAGCGUUGCUAGCAAUACCAUGAAAAAAAAAACAGACAUUUAGGGCAUAACAUUUGUAUUUAUUUUUUAAAAGAUAAAUAUAAGAAGGCCUUGUGCACUGUGUGUUAAUAACAGCAUCCAAGUUAAUUCUGGAGUAGCUUUGUGGGCACUACAGCAGUACAGCAAGCUGACACAGGCACCUGUCACCUGAAAAAUGAAGCAUGUACUGGUGUUUUAAUACUGCUGCUGAUGAUUAAUGAAACGGGUUAAAAAAUAUUCAGUAUUGAUGUUCAUCGACAUUUUUGAAAACACUAAGCUUUGCAAACAAAACCUUUUCUCUCUCUCACACACACACACACACACACACACACACACACACACACUCACUGUCAGAGCUGUGCUGGGAGGAAUCGUGGUAUUAGGCUAAACUCUGCCCUGUUCUCCACAAAUCUGAGGUGUUGAUCUUCACCCUAUGAUGACUUUGGAAAUGUAAUCACAGUAGUAUAUGAAGAUUUGUUAUGGUUAGUGCCAUUCAUUAAGCUUUCUGGCCAAUAAAGUUUCAUUGACAAGUUA